Salvelinus namaycush (lake trout) is the source of this 1258-nucleotide messenger RNA. RefSeq lists its product as uncharacterized. Lineage: Eukaryota; Metazoa; Chordata; Actinopteri; Salmoniformes; Salmonidae. Bases 16 to 954 code for a protein of 312 amino acids. The record is from RefSeq and is a predicted model, not a curated record. Gene Ontology annotation, biological process: regulation of transcription by RNA polymerase II. Gene Ontology annotation, molecular function: DNA binding. The transcript is spliced from 2 exons. Gene Ontology annotation, cellular component: transcription regulator complex; nucleus.
CAUUCUCAAGUCAAGAUGGACGAAAAGUUGAUAUUGUCAGUUUUUAAUUUUCCUGAGCUGUAUAAUACAACUUUGCCAGAUUACCGCAAUGGUGAGACAAGAUCCCUUGCUUGGCGGAGAAUCAGCGCAUUGACAGCUCUUCCAGCUGAAGAGUGCAAAAGGAAAUGGAAGAAUCUAAGAGACCGAUACUUCAAGGAAGUACGACAGGAGAAAAGGAGUAAGGAAGAGACAGGGGAGCGCACCACCAGUCGAUGGAAAUACAGACAACUUCUGAACUUUCUUCAACCAUUCAUUAAACCUAGAAAUGGCAAUGCAGACCAUGACAACCAGGAGAGCCCUGAUACAAUCAAUAAAAGCACACAGAGUGAGAUCAAAACACUCAAUACAGCCCUGGUAAACAACAUGAAAACCCCUACAACCCAGGUUGGGACCAUGUCGCAGCUAGCCUUUGUGACCCAGCUGUCCCCAGCGCAACAAGGCACCCAGAUGGCCCAGCUGGCUUUCCUGGCCAAGCUACCACCAGGUGCCCAGAUAUCCCCAGCGCCCCAGCCAUCCUCAGCUCCCCAGCUAUCAACAUACACAACCAGGAAGAGGCCUCAGACACGACAAGAGUCCCCUGCUUCACCAUGUUCCUCAAGUACUCCUGCCAAGCUCUCCACAAAGAACAGGAGGCUGCUGGCCAAAGAGAAAGACCACAGAUCAGAUUCCAUGAUCCCUAACCGACAGUGUGACGAGGAUGAGAUGUUUCUUCUCAGCUUUGUUCCUGCCUUGAAGAGGCUAGCUCCACAAAAAAGAUGUGAGACCAAAAUUAAGAUCCAACAGAUAAUGUAUGAGGCAGAGUUUAGUGUAGCUCAGCCAUUGACUGUCAAAGACCCACUGGUGACAGUGUCCAAUGAACUGCUAGAGCCCGUGCCUCAAGAAGACCAAGAGUCACAAGAAGAGCCAGAGACAUAACUCAUUCAUUUUUGUAGGGUCUACAGGGGUUGUUCUCAGUGGAAGUUAUAUUGUUCUUUGGACUGAAAGUAUUUUUUGUAAAAUAUAUUUUUCUCUCUCCUAAAACAUGAAGAGCCAAGUUAUUCAUCAUCUGUUUUUAGAAUAAUCACAUUUUUGGUGGUAUCAUAUUGAGAGGUAUACUUUUAUAUUUUUCAGAAUAGUUGAUUAACAACCAAAUCAAUUAUUUUACUAGAUGAUCUUAAAACAUUUGCUUUUAUGAAUGCAAGUUAACCCAAUUGAAAAUACAAUGGGCUGUUAUUCUGUU